Messenger RNA from Chinchilla lanigera (long-tailed chinchilla), 971 nucleotides. Its product is annotated as 60S ribosomal protein L37a-like. Lineage: Eukaryota; Metazoa; Chordata; Mammalia; Rodentia; Chinchillidae. Gene Ontology annotation, biological process: translation. Gene Ontology annotation, cellular component: ribosome. The coding region runs from base 699 to 971 and encodes 90 amino acids. The record is from RefSeq and is a predicted model, not a curated record. The transcript has a single exon. Gene Ontology annotation, molecular function: structural constituent of ribosome.
UUUUCAUAGUGUUUUUCCUCUUUUUGAUUGUUGAAAAAGCCAGUUUUGUUCUAUAGAUUUUUCCAGAAUCUUAAAUGGUGUCCAUUUUUUUUGUUUUACUGUUAUCUAAUGGUUGGAUCUAGUGCUUUGACCCUUCAAGCACAUUUUAGUUGUACUUGGGAAAAUGAGUGAGUCUGAUGAGCCAGGUGCUGACAGCACAUUGCUCUGAGCAGUAGCCCGGGGGUGAGGGGGGAGUGGAUGUUUUGAGUGCCCACUGUAUGCAGCCUCUGUGCUGGGUUCUUUCCAUAUGCUGCUGUAUUAACUCAAGUGCUAUGUUGGGUUGAGAGGGCCAGUCCCUUUUCCAAAUGAGGGUAGCUCUGGCUUGUAAUUAGUGGGUGGAGUAAGGAUGGGAACUGGGGUCCGUGUGUCUCUGGUCCCUAUGCACACAGGGCCACAGCACUAGGCAGGCAUGUAAAAGAUGUGCAGUUGCACAAUGGUGAGGCGAGUCAGGCCUUUGGACACAGUGUCAAGGGGUAGAGGGACAUGGGAGAGUAUAGAUCCUGUUCAGAGGAGCCUCUCCCAACUCUUGCUGUCACACAGGAUGUGACUCAGUGUUGCCAGAUCUUGGAGUUGUCAAAUAUCUGAAUCUCUGUGGGAGAUCUCUAGAUCUCAAAAAUAUUUGCUGCUGCUCUCUGGGUUUGGGCCUAGGUUGCGUCGAUAUGGCCAAACACACCAAGGUCAGCGUUGUCGGUAAAUACGGGACUCGUGAUGGUGCCUCACUCUGGAAAAUGAUGAAGAAAAUUGAAAUCAGCCAGCGUGCCAAGUACACCUGCUCCUUCUGUGGCAAGACCAAGAGGAAGAGAUGGGAUGUAGGAAUCUGGCACUGUGGUUCUUGUAUGAAAACAGUGGCUGGUGGUUCCUGGACCUACAAUACCACUUCCGCAGUCACAGUCAAGUCAGCUGUCAGAAGACUGAAGGAAUUGGAAGACUAG